AUGACUGCUGCGCCCAGCGAGACCAUCACAAAAUCAUCGGAAAUCCUUGCAACAGCGCCAGUAGUCGAACCCCCCGCGGAGAAAACGGGAGUGUCAGCUCUAUCCACAGGUGGCUAUGUGUUCCCUGGCAUUCCGAAUAUCACAGACCCAUACAUGAAGAGACAAUGGCAGCUCGAGCAUAUGGCUGGCGCAUUUAGGGUAUUUGCGCGUAAAGGGUUCACCGAGGGAACCAGUGGACACAUUAGUGUUCGCGACCCUGUAGAUCCGAAUACUUUCUGGAUCAACCCGCUUGGUAAACAUUUCGGAAUGCUCAAAGCCAGUGACAUGGUUCAGAUUGACGAAGAGGGCCAAGUCAUCGGCGGGAAUAGGGCGGCUGUCAACGCAGCAGGAUUCAUGAUCCACAGCGCCAUUCACAAAGCUCGUCCUGAUAUCCACGCAGCCUGUCAUACGCAUUCGCCAGCCGGAAAAGCCUGGUCGACGUUCGGUAGACCGCUUGAUAUCAUCAGCCAAGAUACUUGCAACUUUUGGGGGAUCCAGGCUGUCUACAAGUCAUUUGGCGGUGUCGUCCUAGAGGCAGACGAGAGCGCAAAGAUUGCAGAGUCUCUGGGCGAAAAGGGCCGCGUCAUUGUCCUUCAAAACCAUGGCUUGUUGACGACUGGAGGCACGGUUGAUGAGGCAGCGUAUCUUUUCACACUGAUGGAAAAGUCAUGCGAGGUCCAGAUUAUGGUGGAAAGCACAAAUCUUCCCAAGAACAUGAUCGGUGAAAAGGAGGCCGAGUUCACAGCCAAGGUCAACGCUGAUCCGGAGACUUUAUACACGGAGUUCCAACCCGACUUCGAGUACGAAAUUUGGAAGUCACGCGGGGAGCUCUGCAAAGGGGAGUGA
Molecule: messenger RNA, 885 nt
Organism: Colletotrichum phormii
Lineage: Eukaryota; Fungi; Ascomycota; Sordariomycetes; Glomerellales; Glomerellaceae
Product: class II aldolase and Adducin domain-containing protein
Exons: 3
Coding region: 1-885 (294 amino acids)
Cellular component (GO): cytoskeleton
Molecular function (GO): actin filament binding
Source: RefSeq, a predicted model, not a curated record